Ostrea edulis (European flat oyster) is the source of this 8196-nucleotide messenger RNA. RefSeq names its product cadherin-23-like. Bases 335 to 6004 code for a protein of 1889 amino acids. Gene Ontology annotation, biological process: homophilic cell-cell adhesion. The transcript is spliced from 38 exons. NCBI's taxonomy places the organism in Eukaryota, Metazoa, Mollusca, Bivalvia, Ostreida, Ostreidae. Gene Ontology annotation, molecular function: calcium ion binding. The record is from RefSeq and is a predicted model, not a curated record. Gene Ontology annotation, cellular component: plasma membrane.
AGGGACUGAUACAGAUAAGGAGACUAACUUGGUAUUAGCCAGCACAAAACAUACCUCUCAUGUUAGAAUUAAAAUGAAAUCUUUUGGAUAAAAUUUCAGUGUGCUCAAUAAAUGCUUGAAUACGUCCAACGAUACAGAGACCAGCUCUUAUUAAUGACCAGUGCGGAAUUUUCUGUUAUCAGUCACGUGGUCAUCGUAUCAAUAUUAUCGAUUGGUUUACCUGCAAAGGGGAAGUGCAAGGCGUCUACAGAAUGGAUAUAUAUUUCAGAAACAGCAGUUAAAUUAAGACAAAUUGAUUAAUAUACAGAACUUUCCAUCAUCUGAUCAGCUCGAAAUGGCCAAACUCAACAUAACAAUAUAUGCUGUCUUAGUGUUAAUAUGUAACACACUUGCUUCUAACUAUCCUCCGCGGAUCAGUGUAAACAGUACCAUCCAACAGGCCAGUGAGAGUACUCCUAUAGGUACGCCACUUUUCACGAUCACCGCUGAGGACAGGAACGGUGGAACUGUUGAGAUUAUGGCGACAGGACAAACCAGUCAACUUGUAAAUAUCAGCCAGACGAGAAGCGGAAACACUGCAACAUGGAAUGUUCUUCUGAAAACGAAGCUAGAUAGAGAGGCCAAGUCAAGCCAUAUGAUGACUUUCAUUGCUACAAGCAGCAGUAAAGAUGCCCCGGUGUCUCCGCUGGAGGUAACCCUGUUCGUGACUGAUGUGAAUGACGAAAAACCCAUGUUCUCAAGUCAGGCCUACCGGGUGAAAGUUCCAGAGAACCACCGUCUGUCUUCUGACAUCAAUGCCAAUAUACUUGCUACAGACAGUGACAAUGGACCGGGGGGAUCUGUCUCCUAUUCUAUACAGCCCGCUGGACAGGCUUUAGCACUUUACAACGACACAUUUGGUAUUCGUGAAAAAUCCGGAAAACUUUAUCUAAAGAAAGCGCUGGAUUACGAGAAAUUAACUUUCUAUCAAUACAAAGUGAUUGCAAAGGAUGGUGGUAACCCCCAACUGAACAAUUCCGCAGACCUUCUAAUCACGAUAUUGGAUGUGCAAGAUACACCACCAAUUUUCCAGGGACUACCGUACAUGGCUGAUAUUAUGGAAGAUUCUCCCGUGGGGACGAGUAUUUUUGAAGUUUUUGCUCUUGAUGGCGACACUGGUAUACCCAACAAUAUAUCAUAUAGCAUAUCAGGAAACUGCUCAAAGUAUAUUACAAUGAAUCCCUCUUCUGGUGUAGUGAGGAUUAAGAAGACGAUGGAUAGGGAUGAAGGAACUAUUAAAGAAUUUCGUGGAGUUUGUUCAGUGAAUGUUACAGCGUCUGAAGUGACCAAUGUCGGCAACAGUACUCAGACAAACACAACAAAACCAUUGAUCAUCACCGUAAAGGAUGUUAAUGACAAUCCACCGAAAUUUGGAGAGGAUGUAUAUCAUGGCUCUGUGAAAGAAAACAUGACGGAUGUACCAAUCUCAAUUCCUGGCGGAAUUUCCGUCUCAGAUAUUGACCAGAUUGGCAACAACGAAAUUCAGCUUUCUGUAUACAAAUCUGACAGUAUCAAUACAUCUGACAGCGACAUCGGGGCCUCACCCAACACGAUCCUCUCUAAAGGAACCUUUCUACUCCGUCUCGUCAACCCAUAUAUGUUUGACUACGAAAGCACUAAAACCAUGAAUUUAACGAUUAUUGCAAGAGACAAAAAGAAAUCCAGUUUAUCGGACAGUUGUACCUUAUACGUGACUAUCAAUGAUACCAACGACAACGAUCCUGUAUUUACAGAAAUAAAUGAAACUUACUACGUACUUGAAAACAGUUGCUUCAACACAACAGUUACAAACAUAAAGGCUACUGACGCUGAUUCGGGAAAUUAUGGAGAAAUUACGUAUAUUCUGAGAGGAAGUAACAGUUUUCAGAUAGAUGAUAAAACUGGUAGACUUUAUGUCUCUUGUAACGAAAGCUGUAAUAACACGCGUAAAAGUAUUACAGACUGUGAUAAGAGCUGCCUAGACAGGGAAAAGAAAGACGUGUAUUACCUGACAGUAGAAGCCAAAGAUGGUGGUGGAAGAAGAACCCCCUCUUCAAUCGUUAUUCGUUUGAAUGAUACGAAUGAUAACAAACCAAUAUUUCGCUAUAGUUCGUAUCAAAUAGGCCUUAACGAAAAUGAAACAAACUUUUCCGAUGGGAAGAUGAAAUUCAAAGUAGAGGCAACAGAUAGAGACCAGUUAAACAAUAGCAUUAUAUCGUACAGUAUAGUAAAGUCUAACGAUACACAGAAUCUAUCUGACCAUUUUGCGAUGGAUGCCACAAAAGGUACCAUUACCAUCACCACUGCAAUAGAUUACGAACAAUUACCACCCUCUUCCAAUGGACAGGUCAUUCUUAUUUUGAUGGCAGAAGACCAUGGUAAACCAAGCCAAAGUUCCACUGUCACUUUAACUAUUGAUGUUAAGGAUGUAAAUGACAACAAUCCAUCAUUUGCUGUACAAUAUAACUCUAGUGUUAAGGAAAAUGCCAAUCCUGGUACCUUUGUAUUGAACGUAUCUGCAGGGGAUGCCGACAAAAGUAAACCAAAUAACCAAAUAGCAUAUUUCAUAGAAAAAGGAGGCUCUGAUCAAUUUACUAUAGAUGGUACUUCAGGGAAUAUUAGCGUUCAGAUUGGGGCAAAGCUGGAUAGAGAAACCAGUCCAAGCUACAAUCUUACUGUCAUUGCUAUUGAUAAAGGGAAUCCUCAGCUGACUGGAUCUACUACAGUGGUGAUAACUUUGGAGGACGAAAACGACACUCCUCCUUCUUGGAGGAACCUACCAAUCACAGUUUCUGUUACUGAGAAUACAAAUUAUACCAAUGUUACACAAUGUUUUGCUACAGAUGUGGACAUUGAUGCAGGAUUGAAUUAUUCAAUAAUGUUAAAAGAAGCAAUUGAUGUAGAAGGAGUUAAGGUCAACAAGACCCUGAUUAAGGAUUCUUUUUUCAUAAAUAAAACGUCGGGGAUCGUGUACACCAAGACGGGUUUUAAUGCAGAGGUAGCGGUGAAAUUGACGUUUGAAGUAACAGUCAACGACACUCAGACAUUGAAAAACAAACCAAAUGCCACAGAUGAGCUGAUAAUUAAUAUCAAUGAUACCAACGACAAACCCCCUGUAUUUUCGAAAUCGAACUACACCGCAGAGGUGAUGGAGAAUGCUCCGGAUGGUACUCACGUACGAACAUUGACAGCAACGGAUGCUGAUAUCAAUUACAACAAUAAAAUUAUAAAAUAUUACAUUGAUGAUACUACCCUUCCGUUCAACAUUGAAACUACGAAAGGCAUCGUCACAAAAGUAGGAAAAAUCGAUCGGGAAGCUUGCGAUCUUUGGGACGUAGAAAUACGAGCUACUGACUCGGUCCACAAUGCCACGGUUACUCUUCAGAUCAGUAUCCUAGAUUUCAAUGACAACACGCCAUAUUUCCUCAACAACACAUACACAUUUUAUGAAAAUGAAACUGAAUACAACAGAACACGAAUUGGAGCAUUGUAUGCUGAUGAUUUGGACUCAGGACAAAAUGCAAACAUAACUUUUUCUAUCUCUGAAGGAAACAGUCAACACCAUUUCCAAAUAGAUCAAUAUACGGGUGAUUUAUUUAUAGAGGGCUGUAUUGACAGAGAAAAGGUACCCUCAUAUAACCUGAGAGUUCAAAUAAGUGAUAACCCGUCCAAUGCUGAUUACAGAAAAUCAAACACUACACAGGUAACUGUUCAUAUUCUGGACGUUAACGACAAUAAACCCACUUUCGACAAUGAUUCGAAGAGAGCCGUGGACAUCAAAGAAUCAACAGUAAAUGGAACCCUGAUAAAAACCGUGCACGCCACUGACAUGGACGUUGACAAAAAUAGUGAACUUUUCUACCAAAUUGGUUUGGAUGGGAAUGUAAGUGGUGAUUGGUUUGUUAUAAAUAAAGCCACGGGUGAAAUCCGUAUAUCUAACAGUCUUAAAGAUCAGGCGGGGAAUUACACUAUACAAGUGCUAGCAAUUGACGAAGGAGUUCCGUCUUUGAACAAUUCAUUGAUGCUGAAUAUACAUAUAAUAGAUGAAAAUCUUCACAAACCAGCUUUUACUAAUUUGCCACCAAACCACAUCGUGAGCAUUUUCGAGUGUGCAAAAAAUUACACAAAUGUAUUUCGAAUUGGAGCCAAGGAUGAUGACAAAGCUUUUGUAAACCGCCUCCUUAAGUACGAGUUCCUGUAUCCAAAUUCCUCUUUGGGGUCAUAUUUUGAAUCUUUUUUUCUCAACGAGACGAGUGGAGAUAUCUAUGUUGUCGGUAAAAUCGACCACGAAACCAGACCAGAAUACAAGAUCAGAGUGCGAUGCACAGAUCAUGGGGAUCCACCACUGUCAACAUCAUCCCCUGAACUGACGAUCCAAGUUCUAGAUGUUAAUGAUAACAACCCAGAGUUUAAUGAAAACAUCACACUCGCAGAAGUGAAUGAAAACGAGAAUGGGACGAAUGUGAUCCAGGUCACUGCUCACGACAGGGAUUCCAAAGCAUUCAUUCAAUACAGCAUUAAAGAUGGAGAAUACUCAGACUACUUUCAAAUCGACAAGCAUACCGGAAGAAUAACAACAAGUAAACCCUUAGAUCGAGAGAAAAUUUCUUUGAUUAAUCUAAUGAUCCAAGCUAAAGAUGUCACCAAACCAGAAAAUAUUUCAUCACAGUGCCCUACUGUGUAUCAUAAGACCAAUGUGUCAACUGUUGGAAUUAAGGUAGUGGUGACUGUGAAGGAUGCAAACGACAAUCCACCAAAUUUUACGGAAACAUACUUAUCUAAAGGCAUCCUGCGAAACACCAAGUUUGAAACCGUGAUAUUAGACCUUACAAAAGUGGUUACAGACAAAGAUGUUCUUCCCAAAAACCAGAUUCACCACUUCUACGCUACAUCUCUCUCUUACACCGGAACAUUGAAAGAUGAAGUUGAAAAUAAAAAUAUAAAGACAAACUGUGGCAAAGCAUUUUGUGUUCACCCAAAUGGUUCAGUGGUGACGAAUUUCGUUAUCUCCGAGACAAUGAAAGGCCUAGCACAGCUUGGACUUCUUGUUAAUGAUUCUGCGGGCAAUUCCACCGCCUCCAUGAAGAUAUAUGUGAUAAGUGAUUCACAAAUUGUCGCUAUGCAUGUUAUCAAGACGAUACCGCAAGUGGAUGAAAUCAAAUUCAAAGUACUGCAGUUGUACUCGGAUAUAAUUGGUUAUGAUUGUGUUUAUGAUGAAAUGGACCCCUACCAAAUGGAGAAUGGAGACCCAGAUCCGUUUACAACUUUGUUGAAAUUCCAUGUAGUUAACAGAGCAACAGAGCAAAUUUUGGAGGCAAAAGAUGUAUUAAAAACCAUCGACAGUGUAUCUGGAGGAAAAGGCGAUACGUUAAAGAACAUCGCAGAUCUGUAUUCUAUAAAGUCAAUAAAUCUGAUGCAAUCAGGGCCAGCAGAUCAAUCGAGUCUAAAGAAUAAGGAGACGUACAUUCUGAUCGCCGUUAUUGCUCUGCUAUCACUCAUCCUGUGUAUCAUUAUUUAUUUCUAUAUCAAGAGUACCAAGAGAUACAAAACAAAACUUAAAGCUGCCAACAUACCAACAGCAGAUCGAAAAGAAAAGAAACAAAGCUUACAUCUACCUGGUAGUAACGUUUAUUCAUCCACGAAAAAUCCGCUUAUGAACAAGGAUGAGGAAGUGAAGCGAAGCAUGGAAAACUUGGAUAAACUAGAUGACGUUAGUGUGUCAGGAAGCGAGAAUUCAUUGGAUCCUAGUGACUUUGAGUACGCUAAGCGUACUAUGACGUACGAGGAGCCGUCGGAGGAAAAGGAAGUGGUGAUGGACAUGUAUGUGGAGGACGGGGUGUUGUCCAAUAGUAACGUGGAUCCUUUAGCCCUCGCACUCAGCCAGCACGAGAAACAGAAAAACGAAAAGAAAAUGAAUGGGAAUACGCAUUUCGCUAAUGGGCAGAUAAAUCAAGCAUAUGAUUGUCUGGAGACAACAGAAGUGUAAAUUUAUAGUAAAUGUUGUAUAUGACUAUAUAUAUUGCAUUUCUUCAACCAUGGAUACUGGGAACCAGUUUAUUGUUAUACAUUUGAUACAGGAAUAUGCGUCAUUCACAGCUGGUUUGUGAGGAGUGUAAGGAUAUGAUUAAUAAUUCUAUUCCAUAUCUACAAAUUAUUAACUUCAUACAUUCAUUUGUUUCCAUUUUAAGGCUUGAUAUAUCUAUUCUAUUCGCUUUUUUGGCUUCGUUAGUAAGUACCGAAUCAAAUGCAUGAUAUUGUGUCAUUAAAAAAAGAAUAUACGUUAUAUAUUUAUAUCUAUCUUAAUCUUUGGAUAUAUGGUUAUAUUAACUUUAUAUGGGAAAAUCAAUAGUAAUAAAAAGAAUAUUAUAGCAGUAAAUAAAAAUUCGAUGUAUGAUAGCAUAUAUAAUGGGAAGGAAUGAUGUUUGAAAUAUGAUUACACAUCAUGUUAAGUCUCGUCGUUCACAACAUGAUGAAUAGUCGUUCUAUAUUUAGAUACAAGUAUUCCCGGGUGUGCCAGAAUACUCGAAUUCAUAUAUCACAAACUCAUUACUAUGCUAAAUUAAUGAAUACAUUUACAAGACAUACUAGUGGUUUAGAAAUGUAUAUUUCACUAUGCAUGUUAUCCAUCCCUUUUUGAGGACAAAUCCGUUUACCUGAUCAGGAUAUAGGGCUCACGGCGGGUGUGAUCGGUCAAUAGGGGAUGCUUACUCCUCCUAGGCACCUGAUCCCACCUCUGGUGUGUCUAGGGGUCCGUGUUUGCCCAGCUAUCUAUUUUGUAUUGCUCAUAUAGGAGUUAUGAGAUUGAUCACUGUUCGUUAUCUUCACCUUAUACAGUACACAUUUUAUUUCGGAAAUGGCAAGUUACAUAUUUUAUCACCCUGGCCCAAUAUGUGUUUUGAAAGCCUGUAGGUUAGUUCAUAUCAAACUACAUACAACUAACACUCGGUAUGAAAAGCUUAUAACUAAAAGUAUACAAAGUACAUAAUGAAAAAAACCCCACAUUAUUCGCUAAAUAUCCAGUCACUUAAAAAUGCUGCAUAUGCGAUGCUGAUUAACUCAGAUAAUUUUAGAUCAGAUAUCUAACGGUACACACAUGUAUAACAAUUUUAGAUGACUAACUAACAUAUUCUGAAAUUUUAAUAGAACAUUCAGUAAGUAUUGUACGAUGGCGUACGUAAAAAGAAUGCUUUUUGACUUUUGUUAGGUUAAUUCUCUGAAUUUUUUCUCUGUUAUUAUUGUGAUGGGAAUUUACUAUGAACAACCUGGAGAUUUGUUUCAUCUAUUUUGUUUUUAAAUAUGCAGUUUAUUUUUUUUUUAAAUUUUGUUAUGCUAUUAUCUGCAUGUUACUCUUCGGGAUUAGAUCGGAAUCGGGAUGAGAUCGGGAUCAAAUUCUCAUGGUGCGAUCUAGUUUGAUCCCGUCUCCUAAUCCACGAGUUUGUUUUUCAUUCAAAAUACAUUUCGUCAAUCUUAUACUUCAGAGGGAGAAAUAUAUAGAUCACAUAUGUUUUGGUCAAUAUUGUUGAUUAUAAUCAUUGCAUUGUUGAAAUAUAUUUUUAUGUCAUUAAGGAGGUACAUGCAUACCACAUUGUCAUAAUGGCUGACUUCCUUUUAAACAUGGAAGAAAUUAUGAAUACCAGCAAUCUCCUUUGUAUGUUUCUGUUGAAUCUGAUUAUCUAGCUGGGUAUCGCAGUCGAUUAACGUGUCGUCUGCUGAACUGUAGAUCGCAGUUUUGACUCCAUAAAAGGGUUUGGUUGUUUUUUAACUACUUCCUACUAAAAUGUCAAUUUUGGCUAAUUACAGUAAUUAUUUGAAAAUUUCAAAUUUGAAUAUAUUUGUACUUUCCCGGUGUGUUACUCCUCCUUAAUGAAAUUAUAAGAUGAGUUAUACCUUUUAUACAGGUAUUUUUUUGUUUUUUUGUUUUGCAGCUGUUUGGGUACACACUUCUAACAGAAGUAUAAUAUAUUCAUUGAUAUGUAUAUGUAUCCAUUCAAAUUAGGAUUAUUGGCAUAAUUUGUACUGCUCCUCAAAAUAAAUAUGAAUUGAAGCUCAUAAGAGAAAAUAUGGUAGAUUAAAAACCACAACGUUUAAGAUCAGUUUAUUCUACAUGUACUAUGACAGUCCAUGGUGUACCUUAAGGAGGACACACCAAAUCAUAAUAAACAUAGUGUACGAAAUAUU